Homarus americanus (American lobster) is the source of this 3800-nucleotide messenger RNA. RefSeq names its product glutaryl-CoA dehydrogenase, mitochondrial-like. The record is from RefSeq and is a predicted model, not a curated record. NCBI's taxonomy places the organism in Eukaryota, Metazoa, Arthropoda, Malacostraca, Decapoda, Nephropidae. Gene Ontology annotation, biological process: fatty-acyl-CoA biosynthetic process; fatty acid beta-oxidation using acyl-CoA dehydrogenase. Gene Ontology annotation, molecular function: flavin adenine dinucleotide binding; fatty-acyl-CoA binding; glutaryl-CoA dehydrogenase activity. Gene Ontology annotation, cellular component: mitochondrial inner membrane. The transcript is spliced from 10 exons. The coding region runs from base 118 to 1434 and encodes 438 amino acids.
UUGUUGUGUAAGGGCUCAAUUGAAGGCCAGCCAGACGUACUUGUUGCCAACUACGUCUUGCACUGCAGGUACGGGUGUUAGUUGUACCAGUCUAUACGAGGAACCUAGCGAAUCAAAAUGGCCCUGUCUAGCUCCCUCCUCCGUUCCCUGUGUUUAAGAACAGUUCCUCAGCUGGUGACAAGAAGCCAGAGUUCUGUAGCAGCGCCACAGCCAACCCAACAGAGUACAAAUGUGGAGAAAGCAAAGACUACAAAGGCUAAAUUUGACUGGCGUGAUGCGCUUAAUCUUGAAAGCCAGUUGACAGAGGAUGAGAUUAUGAUUAGAGAUGCCUUCCGUGACUACUGCCAAGAGAAGCUAAUGCCACGUAUUAGGGAUGCAAACAGACAUGAAAAGUUUGACCCAGAGAUUAUGUCAGAGAUGGGUGAUAUGGGUGUGCUGGGCCCAACAAUUCAUGGAUAUGGAUGUGCUGGUGUCUCCUCUGUUGCAUAUGGCCUUAUUGCUCGAGAAGUUGAAAGAGUAGAUUCUGCUUACAGAUCUGCAAUGUCUGUCCAGUCAUCACUUGUCAUGUACCCCAUCUGGGACUUUGGUACAGAAGAGCAGAGAACAAAAUAUCUUCCCAAACUUGCGAAAGGAGAAUUAAUUGGAUGCUUCGGGUUGACUGAGCCUAACCAUGGGAGUGAUCCAGCUGGUAUGGAGACUCGUGCAAAAUACGUCCCAUCUGAUAAAGUUUAUCUUCUUAGUGGUUCCAAGACAUGGAUCACAAACUCGCCCAUCGCAGAUGUUGUUGUGGUGUGGGCCAAGUGUGAGGAUGGUCACAUACGUGGGUUCAUCAUGGAGAAGGGUAUGCCAGGUCUUGAUUGCCCCAAGAUUGAGGGAAAAUUCUCCCUUCGUGCAUCAACAACUGGUAUGAUCCUUAUGGAUGAUGUAGUUGUGCCUGAAGAAAAUAUGCUACCAGGAGUUAAGGGGCUAAAGGGGCCUUUCAGCUGCUUGAACAAUGCACGAUUCGGUAUUGCCUGGGGUGCUCUUGGAGCAGCAGAAUUUUGCUUGGAUGCUGCACGUAGUUACACAUUAGACAGGCAGCAAUUUGGUCGUCCUCUGGCAAACAACCAACUCAUUCAAAAGAAGAUGGCUGAUGCUUUGACUGAAAUUGCUCUGGGUCUUCAAGGUUGUCUUCAAGUUGGUCGUCUCAAAGAAGAGGGAAAGGCCACACCUGAAAUGAUCAGUCUAUUAAAGCGGAACUCUUGUGGGAAGGCACUUGAUAUUGCCCGUCAUGCACGGGAUAUGCUUGGUGGCAAUGGAAUUUGUGAUGAAUACCACGUCAUCCGACAUGUAAUGAAUCUGGAAGCAGUGAACACCUAUGAAGGUACACAUGAUAUCCAUGCACUCAUCUUAGGCCGUGCCAUUACUGGACUUCAAGCGUUCAGUGGUAAGUAAGAGUUGGGCUUCCCUGGAGACACUAGUCAGUCUAUAGCAUUAUUGUACAUUUUAUUAGACCUUUUGUAUGGUGGUAUUGUGUGACAUAGUUCUUCUGUCAGUGUUGAAACAAAAUACAGUAGACAAUUAGACUCGCUCAGUGCAGCUCUGCGUCAGUUAUGUGGCUGAUCAUUAACUAAAGGUAAGAGGUAGUGUUUGACUCAUUAUUACAUUAGUAGUAGUUUCUCAGGAGAAGUAAAAUGUACCAGGUUUCAUGUGCGGUAUGUUACAGUGGUGAAGGGUACUGAGUAUUGUUCAUCAAAUUAUAAAUUCUAUAUUUUAUACAGAGAAUAUAUUUGUAAAUAUAGAUAAUGAAAGUUUCACACUAUUUUAUUAAAUUUGUGGAUAGACAUACUUUCCUGGCAGAAUUGUGCCAUUUGUUAGCAAGACUAUAUUAAGUAUACUGUAUCAAUCUAGUUCAACAAUGAGGAUACUAUACAGUAUGUAUCAUCAUCCUGCCUAGUUGGGCUAAACCCUUUCUUGCUACAUGGCCAAGCUAGCAUAUGUAUGAAAUUUGUCAGAAGUACAUUAUUGAAUGGAGUACUACUCUAAUGAGCAUAUGUAGUAAGGAAGGAAUUAAAUCAUGUGUUGGAACUAUACAUAUGAUCUGUUUAAGGUCUUCAACUUGUUCCAAGAAAUAGUACAGUGGGGUAUCAUUUUAAGCGGAUCUCGCCUGAGCAGUUACCGCUUACGUGAUUGGUAAUAUGAGAUCACUGAUCCCUUCACUGCCAAUUUAUAUGCAAUAGGUGACUUAAGAAUUAUUAUGCAAGAGAAUGGAGAGAAAUUUACUUUUUUCCUCACGGACACAAUAUUUCUAUCUUCUCUCUAUUUUCUAUUUAUUCUUUAAUUAUGCUUUCUUUCUUUCUCUUUAUUUUUCUUUUUACAGUACAGUAUUUCUUUACAUGAUUUCUCAUACUUUAUCUCUUAUUCUUGUUCUUAUUUACUUCAACAAUUAUGGAGGGUAUAGAUAGGAGGUGGAAGGUGGAGGAGAGAGUGGUAGAGGCAGGGUGUGGUGGGGGAAGGGAGGGUUGAUAGUCCCCCCCCACUCACACACACACACACACAAGGGUCACUUGUCCAUAACCCCCCUUGCAACUAAGUGUAUGUAGCGGGCUGUUGCCUCAUUCCCCAGUUUUUUAUUUAUUCUCGUAUUAUCAUAUGAUCAGCCUAUAUAGUGCAUGUUUCAUUAUAAGUAAUAUAACUUACAGUAUUAAAUAGAACAAAAUAUGAUAUACGAGUAUAAUUGGACUUUAAAAUUAAACGACAAGCUAAAUCAUUGUUUGUUGAUGGUGUGGCGGUACGGAGGGAAGUAAGACUCGGCAGCGGGUGACACAAGUUCUCAGCAAUGUUCAACUUAAGGAUGGUUUAAUGAGUGCUGAGCUCAGCCUGCAACACACUGAACAAACUCAGUGCACACUUAGACAGUUAGGUGGUACCCUACAGGCAGUGUUACCAAGAGUUUAAACUUUGACACCAAGCUCUCAUUCCUGUCUAUUUUGCUCCUCAACAAUUCAAGGAGAAUCCAGUGAUGAUGACCCCACUGCUCUGGGGAGUGAUGAAGGUGAAGUUGCUUUACACUUGUCGGUAGAGACAGUAGAGUAUCGCAUUGUUAACUUCCUGGGCCUUCUUAAAAUAUAUAUUUAAUAAUGUAGAUGCAGUUUGUGACGUAUCAUUUUUGGAUGGUUUAGUUGGUUACGCAGUCGUUCUAGAGUAAAGCUCUUGCGAGUCCAGUAUAAUAUUGCGAUUUUAACGUGUGUUGAAGGGCAUCGCUUGCGUGAAUUUCCGAUGCACGGAAGUGUACCAGUGCAAAAUGAGACCCCCACUGUACUUGAUAUGUUUUUCUCAAAUUUUUGAAUAUUUUGUUCAUAUAGCUAUUUGGUAUCAUUCUACUACAGUAUAUGCAUUCUGUAUAGCCUGAAGAACAGUGAAAGUAUAAUAUUUCAGGUCUACAAAAGCUUUUAUUGACAGUAUUCAGAAUUUACUGUAAGCAGUUGGGUUUACUAUAUUUUAUAAGUGUUGUGAAGUGAGACUGAAACUCCUCAUAGAUGAUCAACUCCUGACAUUCUAUUAUUGAAGAGCUUCCUCUUAAUAACUACUAGGAAAUAUGCAUUGUAUGUAACUAUAUUUACUUAUAAAUUUGUUGGAUAUUGUACUGGUUAGUUUCUUAUAGACAGUUGACUUUUAUUACAUACUUCUCAUGAAUGCCAUAAUCACUUGUUAGUCAUUUUAUUAUAUUGAUAGUUGUUGUUUAUUUAAGUUUAAAAAUCGGUCUCACAUGAGAUUCUUACUUAACUUAUCUGAGCAUCAAUAAAACUUAUUGUAUAUAA